AUGGUGAUGUUGUUACAGAGGAAGAGAAGUCUCCAUGUGUGUGUAUGUGUCUGUGUGUCUGUGUGUGUGUGUGUGUCUGUGUUGUGCACGAAUGUUUCUUUGCAGAGUCAUCGACUGAGCUGCACCGCACCGCAUCGCUCCGUCGCUCUUUCGUCCGCUGCACAGUCUGUCUGGCUUUCAUCGGCUCUUUUUGCUCGUCUUCCACUCAUUCUUCUCGUCUCCGUGCGUGGAUGUGUGUAUAUGUGUGUGUGUAUGUGUGUGUGUG
Molecule: messenger RNA, 265 nt
Organism: Gamsiella multidivaricata
Lineage: Eukaryota; Fungi; Mortierellomycota; Mortierellomycetes; Mortierellales; Mortierellaceae
Exons: 1
Source: RefSeq, a predicted model, not a curated record